AUGAUUUUGAUUUGUGUCUGUUUAGGUCUGGGCUUUAACAUACGAGGUGGUGUUGAUAAUCCUCACAUACCAGGAGAUUCUGGGAUAUUUGUAACAAAAGUUAGGGAAAAUGGUGCUGCUUUUGUUGACGGACGACUCAAAGAAGGAGAUAAGAUAUUAUCGAUAAAUGGGAAAAGUUUGAUAAGCGUGACUCACGAGGAUGCUGUACAGUGUUUUACGAGGGCCAAAGAUGAAGUUGUUUUACGGGUUCAACAUGGAGCCCAAGCAAAAAUAUUGAAGAAAAGGUCUCAAGAGAAACAAGCAGAAAGUGGCAGCCCCGGUGAUGACUCGUCAUCCAGCAUGGAAUAUAUUUAGCUAUAGGGGUUGUUGUAGUUGGACUAGCACUUGGUGGUGUUUUUGCUUACAAAAAAUUUUUCAAAAGGUUUUGUUAGCUACCGAUGAAUUUGGUGCAAUUUAGAAAACUACUCAAAUUGUUGUGUUAGUGUUGAAAGCAAAGUGAAUAAUUUACAUUUUACAAAGAUUGCAAAGACAAGUAAGUAAGUUGAAGUUCCAAAACAAAAUUCAAUACUAUACAUGUAUACUGAUAUUUCAAAUGUUUGGUUUA
Molecule: messenger RNA, 604 nt
Organism: Ruditapes philippinarum (Manila clam)
Lineage: Eukaryota; Metazoa; Mollusca; Bivalvia; Venerida; Veneridae
Product: synaptojanin-2-binding protein-like
Molecular function (GO): protein binding
Source: RefSeq, a predicted model, not a curated record